GCUCCAGCUCCCACUGCACACAGGGAUAGGUCUGUGUGUGUAGAUUGUGAAUUCAGUGCAUAUGCAAGAGAAACAGAGGCUGACAGCACCAUGACAUCUGUGCUGGACAGUAUGGGGCCCUCCUGGGCCUGGCUGCAUGUGGACAGCUAUUGGAUUUUUUACCUGGCUGCUGUGUUUUGCCUGACUUAUGUACUUCUGAAGGUGAUCCAGCUGUGUCGGAGGAGACAGCAACUGCUCAAAGCCCUAGAUUGUUUCCCAGGCCCGCCAAGGCACUGGCUGUAUGGCCAUGCCCAUGAGCUUCAAGAUCAAGAACUCAACAAGAUCAUAUCUUGGGCAGAGAAAUACCCAUGUGCUCACUCUGUAUGGUUUGGAGGUUUCUUAGGAUUCCUGAAUAUCUACCACCCCGAAUACGCCAAGGCCGUAUAUAGCAGAGGAGAUCCAAAGGCUGAUGACUUCUAUCAUUUCUUUGUGCCUUGGACUGGGAAAGGAUUAAUCGUUUUACAUGGACCAAAGUGGUUCCAACACCGUAGACUGCUGACUCCUGCAUUUCAUAAUGAUAUUUUGAAAUCUUAUGUGUCGCUGAUGGCGGAUUCUACCAAAGUGAUGUUGGAUAAAUGGGAAAAGCGGAUAACAAAGGACAAGUCGUUGGAUAUCUUUGAGGACGUUGGCUUGAUGGCUUUAGAUAGCAUGCUGAAAUGCACCUUCAGUUAUCAAAGCAACUGCCAGAACAGCGAGAAUACAUUUCUCAAAGCUAUACGUCAGCUUACAGCCAUGGUACAAGAGAGAACGAGGACAUUUCUAUACCACAAUGACCUCAUCUACUGGUUCAGUCCUCCUGGGUGUCGCUUCCGGAAUGCCUGCAGAAUAGUCCAUCGCCAUACAGAGAAGGUGAUCAAGGAGAGGAAGGAGUGGCUCAAGGAUGAGCGAGAGCUUGAAAAGAUCCAGAAGAAGAGGCGCUUGGACUUUCUGGAUAUUCUUUUAUGUGCCAAGGAUGAAAAUGGAGACGGAUUACCUGAUGAAGACCUACGUGCCGAGGCAGACACUUUCAUGUUUGGGGGUCAUGACACCACAGCAACUGGGAUCUCCUGGCUCUUGUACUGCCUGGCCCUGCACCCAGAGCACCAGCAGAGAUGCAGGGAGGAGAUCAAGGAGAUUCUGGGAGACAGAGAGACCAUUCAAUGGAAUGACCUUAGUAACAUGCUCUACACCACCAUGUGCAUUAAAGAGAGCCUCCGCCUUUACCCUCCGGUACCUCAAGUGUAUCGACAACUCAACCAACCAGUCACAUUUUUCGAUGGGAGGACUUUGCCAGAAGGUAGCUUAGUGUCUCUGCACAUUUACGCGCUUCACAGAAACCCCACGGUAUGGAAAGAUCCAGAGGUGUUUGACCCCCUGAGAUUUUCACAAGACAACUUGUCUGAUCAGCAUUCCUUCGCCUUUAUGCCCUUUGCUGCUGGACCACGGUGA
Messenger RNA from Trachemys scripta elegans, 1467 nucleotides. RefSeq names its product cytochrome P450 4B1-like. NCBI's taxonomy places the organism in Eukaryota, Metazoa, Chordata, Testudines, Emydidae. Gene Ontology annotation, molecular function: heme binding; monooxygenase activity; iron ion binding. The coding region runs from base 91 to 1467 and encodes 458 amino acids. The record is from RefSeq and is a predicted model, not a curated record. The transcript is spliced from 11 exons.